Molecule: messenger RNA, 1371 nt
Organism: Fulvia fulva
Lineage: Eukaryota; Fungi; Ascomycota; Dothideomycetes; Mycosphaerellales; Mycosphaerellaceae
Product: Pantothenate kinase
Exons: 2
Coding region: 1-1371 (456 amino acids)
Biological process (GO): coenzyme A biosynthetic process
Cellular component (GO): cytosol; nucleus
Molecular function (GO): ATP binding; pantothenate kinase activity
Source: RefSeq, a predicted model, not a curated record
AUGGCGGAGAUUGUACGACCGGCCAUGAAGAAACGAAGGCUAUCAAGCUCGGCUGAUAUGCAGCAAGCAAUUGCACAACCGGGAUCGAUCAAGAUCAAUGUCACUGGCGCUCAUAUCAUUGACCACGAAGAUGGAGACUCUUCACCAGAUCGAUCUCCCACCAGCAGCCAGCAGGAGGACGAGGAGCAUUCCUUUCAGCACCACAAGCGAGACAUUCGACUUCCGAACCAUACCGCGGUGGUGAGCCAUGUGGCAGCAGACAUUGGUGGCUCGCUUGCAAAGGUCGUUUACUUUACUAGAGAAAGCACAUCGCAAGAACUCGGCGGCAGGCUCAGCUUUCUUUCAUUUGAGACAGAUAAGAUUGACGCAUGCAUCGAGUAUCUGCGGACGCUCCAGGUGAAGCAUCAGCAAACGAAUGGCAUGGACAAGGCAACCAAACUGAGUAUCAUGGCGACCGGUGGCGGGGCUUACAAAUUCUACGAUCGAAUUAAGGAACGGCUUGGUGUUGAAGUCGAGCGGGAGGACGAGAUGGAAUGUCUCAUCAAGGGUCUCGACUUCUUUAUUACGCAGAUCCCCAACGAGGUCUUCACAUACAACGACAGCGACCCAGAUAAUGCAGUAGAGUUCCAGGAGCCACGAUCUGACGUCUAUCCUUACCUCCUGGUCAACAUUGGAAGUGGUGUUUCGAUGAUCAAAGUGUCUGGGCCAGCGCAAUACCAGCGUAUUGGUGGUACAUCACUUGGAGGUGGUACUUUGUGGGGACUCCUAUCUUUACUCACUGGAGCACGUAACUUCGAUGACAUGUUGGACAUGGCCGACAAAGGCGACAACAGCGCAGUCGAUCUUUUGGUUGGUGACAUUUAUGGAGAAGGCAUGGGUUACGAGAAGAUUGGCCUGAGCGAAAGGACGAUCGCGAGUAGUUUUGGCAAAGUGCUCAAACGAAAGCGAGAAGCAGAAAGACAGGCCGAAGAUGGCACUUGCAGUAAUGGCGAUACGAGGACGAAGUUCACACCUCUUACUCACGACAUGGACGAGGCCGCUGGUAGUGGUCUGGUCGGUGACGGCCGCAUGUUCAAACCGGAGGAUAUAUCGCGUAGUUUGCUUUACGCCAUCAGUAAUAACAUCGGUCAAAUCGCCUACUUACAAUCAGAAAAGCACGACCUGAAGCGAAUAUACUUUGGCGGAUCUUUCAUACGCGGCCACCAACAGACGAUACACACAUUAUCCUUUGCCAUCAAGUUCUGGAGUAAAGCAACGAAGCAAGCGUUCUUCCUGCGACAUGAAGGAUAUCUUGGCGCAGUUGGCGCCUUUGUAAAGCGAAAGCCGCCCAAUUGGGCUCGAGCCAUGAGUGCAGAACCAGGAGAUGAAUGA